Molecule: messenger RNA, 1834 nt
Organism: Lytechinus variegatus (green sea urchin)
Lineage: Eukaryota; Metazoa; Echinodermata; Echinoidea; Temnopleuroida; Toxopneustidae
Product: protein held out wings-like
Exons: 4
Coding region: 130-807 (225 amino acids)
Biological process (GO): regulation of mRNA splicing, via spliceosome
Cellular component (GO): nucleus
Molecular function (GO): mRNA binding
Source: RefSeq, a predicted model, not a curated record
AUACAAUUUGCAGGCUCUAGCUCUGCAGCGCAGCUACAGCUACGCCAUUCAUCAUAUUAUAGCUAGGCCGGUCUGACAGCGGACGACUCUUGUGGAUUUACCAUCAAACUUCGUGAAAACUAUCUUCAAAUGUUGCAGUUCACGCCACCUCCCCCGGUUGCGCAAGCACAACAAAUUGCACAACCCAAAAUGAACGAGAUUCCAGAAAAAAUAACAGUUCAGAGUACGCCAGAUUAUCUGGCCGAAUUAAUGAAGGAUAAAACACAUUUUGGGAUGGUUUCGAGUAUGUUUGGGCACGUCGGGCGACUUCUCGACGAUGAAAUCAAUCGAGUGAGGAGAUCACUGUACAGUAUUCCAUCAACGAGUCAACCUCUUAUGCUACCGGAAGCCAAAGGUUCCCUAACGCAACUUUCAAAGAAACUUUAUGUUCCCAUCAAAGCAUACCCAGAUUUUAACUUUGUUGGUAGGAUAUUGGGGCCCCGAGGAAUGACUGCCAAACAACUGGAAAGAGACACAGGCUGUAAAAUCAUGAUCAGAGGCAAAGGAUCAAUGAGGGAUAAAGUCAAGGAGGACAUGAAUAGGGGAAAGCAAAAUUGGGAACAUUUAGAUGAAGAACUUCACGUACUCAUCACAGUAGACGACACACAAGAAAGAGCGGAACUCAAAUUAGAGAAGGCCGUUGAAGAAAUGAAGAAGUUGUUAGUACCAGUGGUAAGUCAUGCUUUUUGUUGCUUUAUCCUAGGGCAUCCCAGGAAAACAUGCAUAGAAAUUCCUUUGAAUCUUGAACUUUCUUUGUCAUAUUCUUGACUAGUAAAGCCCUUGAUUAUAGUAUCUUUGAGGAUAGAAGUCGUCUCUUCCGUUGGAUUUCUCAACAUUGCUGCAAUGGGACAGAUGGAAGCCCCUUUGAGAAUGAUUUAUCUGUUCUUGAUAUUAAUACCAUUUCAUAAAGCUCCUUGCUUUACCCUAUUCUUCUUGCCAAAUGUUCUACCUUCUUGUUUCCAUGGCUUGGAGUCUUUUAAAAGAGAAACAUCUGCAGCUGUAAACAAGCUCAGGUAGACCUGGGAUAUUGGCUAUAGUUUUACAGCAAUGUAGGUAUCUUCUCCGGAGUUUAGCUCCAGGUUUGGAAGAGGAUAGCGUAUGAUUUAGUUGGAGCAAUCAUAGUCCUUUGGAGGAAGAUAGCGUAGCUUCUUUACAUUUUUCUGAAUCCUACUUCCUUCCUCCUACUCCAUCGCUGCUUUCAUUCUUACUGAUUUGUGCGGGGUCGGAUUCUUCUGUCUACAAAUCCAAUUGAUACAAAAUACAUUCUUCGCUGUGCCUCCAAACCCCUGGAAAACAGGUCGGGGCAGAGCAUUUCCGAUGCCCUGGUUUUUGUGGGGCUAUUAUCAAUUAAAGAAAGUGUCUACUGUGAGAGGUUGUCCCCGAAUGAAAGAAUUUUAUUUGAAUUAUAAUGUAGACUGCAACCAGAAUAAAGUUAGCUUUGCAGACUCUACUUUUUUGGUUUUGGGGUGGGGAGGAAGGGGUGUGUGUCUACAGCGAGAGAAAGUAUCAUGGUAUCGAUGAAUGUUGGUUCUGUAUCAGUUACAAUACAUAAAGCACAUUUUGCGAUUGCUUAAUACGCGCUCGGUCACCGCAUGGACUCUUGACUUCACAGUAUGGAAGCAGCAUUUGAGAAGGACUCUUUGUCGCAAAUGAUCGCACAUGACCCUGCUGGCUGGAUCCCGAUGGGAGUCGUGAAAUCGCUGCUGCGGAAGCGUGAAGGCGGCAGAAGAUGCGUUCCAAUACCCGUCUCCUCUCCCUCUCCUCCCUUCUCCCCCAUGGCGAGAUGUUGAUGUUG